AUGUCUGUAAAGGAACAAAGUAAUGAAACUGAAAACUAUGUGGAUACUUCUAUGGCUCCGAGGAAGAAUCGACAAAAUGAUCGCCAGACAAUUUGUUUACUGUAUGCAUCGUCUGUUGUAGCCGCCAGUCUUUCAAUUGCAGUUGCAUCAAUGCAGUACGCUGAAGAAGUUGACCAGCAAACAAUUACAGCUAGAUGGGGUAGGCCAUUGUUUUCUAGUAGUCUUUAUGCCACCUGCUGCCUUCUUUUGAUCAUUAUGGCUGCUUAUUUUGAGUUUCAUCGACUGGAAACAUUUGAAGCAGUAUAUCGAGGCACUGGACCCGUACCAUUCAGUGUAAAAUUCUCCGUUAAAGGCGAAAAAGUUAACCUGUACUUGAGACUUGGACUAGCAAUGUUUGGUUUAAUGAGUAUUGGACAUGUAGCUGUAAAAUGGGUUGAAGAAGCGGAUAUCACUAACGCCUUGUUUAAUUUGUAUUUAAAGUCAAUACUGGAGAUGGCAUUUUAUGUUUUGCAAACACUGUUUAUACUUAGAUACCACAGACUUGUCAUUCUACAAUACAAUGAAGUUAUGGGAGCUUGCCUUGUCCACCUACUGACUACUAAUUUAUGCAUAUGGGCUGAUGUAUCCGUCGGAAAAAUUGACAAAACUCUAUCCUAUGGUAACCAGAAGAAAAAUAGUGAACAGUUAUACAACUACACUCACGUGAAUAUCGGCGACCUUGAUCACCACCAUUUGACAACAGUAACCGGUAGUGGUAUGAUUAAUUAUACUAUCCUGGAGAAUAAAACACACUUUUACAAUUUAGUUGAUAUUUCCUUUUAUCUCCUGCCCACGGUUAGUGAAUACUGUUUACUGGCUGCAGCACUGCUAUAUGAAAUUGUAAUGAGAAUCGGUCAGCCAACAUUCAUUGAAAUAGAAAGACCACAUGAGCCUAAAAAGAAUCAUAAAAUACUUCGAGAUUGCCGAGGAUGGAAUACAAGUUCAGGAUCAUGGUUUGGAAUUAUUACAGUACUGAUAAUUAUUGCAUUGACAACAUUGACAGUCUCUACACCAAAUCAUAUCGAUUUAAAGAAAAAUCUAUGGAAAUGCAUAAUUCUUCUAGCUGAAGAAGCUGUCUUAAGCUUUUUCGGAAUAUUAUUUGUUGUUAUGGCAUUUUAUCAGACAAGACGUUUAAAAUUCAGUAUAGCAACAAGACAAAGUCGUGUUGAUGAAUUUCUUUUAUAUACAGCAUUCUUUUUUGCUGCUAACUAUACAAUAACAACGAUUAUACUAGCAGCCGACUUUGAAGCGAAAGGGAAGAGUACUUCUAACAUGGGCGAUACUGGAAGACAUAUACUGAUUGGUCGCUGUUUAGUGAAUGCAUUUGAAUUCAUACAAAUGCUGUUGCAAACAUACUUUGUUCAAGACAGCUUCUACAGAUGCAGUGAUCGGAUUGAACAACAAAUUGUGAAACCUGGAAGACAAUCAAUUGUUGCUUUGCUGGGAAUAAACCUAGCCUUAUGGAUACAGAAAAGUUUUCAGAUGAAAAAUGCAGACAUAUUGUUUAUGCUGGAGACAAAUCGUGGGACGUAUGGUUGGAUAUUAUUUGUUGUAACAAUGCCUAUUAGCCUGUUCUAUAGAUAUCAUUGCACAGUAUGUCUAUCGCAGUGUUUCAAUAAAUUAUAUGAAGAUGAGACUCAACGUUUUGAAGAAAUGUGGCGUCAUCAAGUGGAUCCAUUUACCGAUAUUCUUGUUCGGUCAACUGACUCACUCAGCGAUUACGAACAUGAUGAGACACUGCUUAAACAAACUAAUGAAGUGCAGGUCAACACUGAAUGUGAAGAAAAACAAAAUCGCCGACUAGCCGUCUUCGCCAAAACCAAGCCUUGGCGAACAUUUGACCUGACCGAUGAAAGUGAUGGAGAAAGCAAAGUUCCCCUAUCGAACCUUAACCAUCAUGCCCACAACAACCUCCAAACAACUAGAAAUGGAACUGGUGUUACUACUGACAUCAACACCCGGAACCACAAUGAGGAGAAUCGUUCUACUCCUCCUAAAGAGCGAACACCUUCCUCAAAGAACUUAGAGAACCAAACUGAUGAUGAUCUCAAAAGUGAUAGCAUGAGACAGCCCUACUUUUAUAAUGAGGAGUGCCUUAAAUUCAAAGCGAGCGAAACCUGUGCAUCAGAAACCAGUCAAACAGCUUCACAGAAAGGUGAUGACUAUUUGAACAGAUGUCAUAUAGGUUCCGAGAGAAACAGCUAUACUGGUUUGUCUAGCCGCAGAUAUUCUUUAGUGAUCUUACCAUCAUGCCAGCAUUCAGACAAGAAUGAGGAACUUAACUCAGUUACUGUCGAUAGCAGAACGUUCGAUAAAAAUCUGCAUGAACAACUGUCAGGUGUCAGACAAAUCCCAGAACGCAGACAGAUUAGACGUCGCAGAACUUUAAAAAAUCUAGAGACUGCCAAACAUAGAGUUUUGGCAGCAGAAUUAGCUCAUCGAAUGGUUAUUGAACGCACCAGUGGAGCAUCACCAACUGCAUUUAGUAAUGAUCCAAUUUCAGCCUUGUUAGAUAAUCCUAAUCAAUUUUCUCCUGAAUUUAAAAGUUCUCGAUCUACCAUAGCCAAUUUAUGUAAACCUUCAGAUACUACCGAAUAUUGUCCAAAAGUCACAAGUGUAUAUGGACCGACGCGAGAAUUUCGCAUAGCCAAAGCAGUUACUGAGACAGCUGCAAUCACUAUUGCUCCAGUUGAGUCGAAAAUUGCAGCCAAUAUACCACUUAUAACUCUAAAUCAAUGUUCAGAACCACCUAACAAAGACAACAGCUCGAGUCCAAAAGGUCAUCUAUCGAUGUUGCAUUUUCACCACAGGAGAAGUGCUGCCAAUAUUAAUCGUGUCUCAGAUGUCUUAAAAACUAAAGAUGAAUUCAAAAAGCAUUCGCUCAAACGACGUUCUUUUAGAGAAACAAACUGGUCUUCAAGAAUCGGUUUACGUAAAUCUUCUAAAAGCUUUAUUUCUGGUUCGUCAACGCCUCAAUCAAAUCAUUCUCGUAGAGACUCGAAAUCCGGACAAGAUAAUUCGCACGAAAUCUCUAGCGAUAAUUUAGCGACCACAAAAUCUGACCAGUCUAAUGAUAAAAAUACGAAUACUGUUAUCAUGAGUUCAUAUCUUGAAGUACCCAGUUCUGCACCAGUUCCACCAAAAAGUGAAUAA
Messenger RNA from Trichobilharzia szidati, 3192 nucleotides. Lineage: Eukaryota; Metazoa; Platyhelminthes; Trematoda; Strigeidida; Schistosomatidae. The record is from the annotation of a GenBank genome assembly.